Molecule: messenger RNA, 1620 nt
Organism: Ramularia collo-cygni
Lineage: Eukaryota; Fungi; Ascomycota; Dothideomycetes; Mycosphaerellales; Mycosphaerellaceae
Exons: 1
Coding region: 1-1620 (539 amino acids)
Biological process (GO): magnesium ion transport
Cellular component (GO): membrane
Molecular function (GO): magnesium ion transmembrane transporter activity
Source: RefSeq, a predicted model, not a curated record
AUGGGAGGGUGGAAGAUGAGUCCAGAGGGGGCCAUGGCGGUGGGCAUCAUCGUUGGACUGCUCUCGACAUGCGUUCAAUCCGUCGGUCUGACUCUACAGCGCAAGUCGCAUAUGCUCGAGGAUGAAARAGAGGACCACUUCACACGCCGACCACCCUAUCGACGACGACGAUGGCAGAUUGGGAUGAUGCUAUUUCUGGUCGCGAAUAUCGUGGGAUCCACUAUACAAAUCGUUGCAUUGCCUCUCCCUCUCCUGAGCACUCUACAAGCUUCGGGGUUGGUGUUCAACAGCAUACUAGCGAGCCUGUUGUUGAAAGAGCCUUGGACAUGGCGAACUGCAUAUGGAACGGUGCUGGUCGCCGCUGGAGCUAUAUUGAUCAGCUUGUUCUCGGCCAUGCCGGAGCCAAGCCACAAUCUGCAACAAUUGCUGCAUCUACUCGGGAUGCGUGGUUUCCUGCUAUGGUUUAUCCUAUCCUUGGUGUUCGUAUUGGCUGUUGUGAUCAUGACAUUUGUAUUGCGCAAGUGUAUUGCCAGCCACCGGAUUGAAAGUCCAAGGAUACUGCUGAUCAAUGGCAUGGCUUUUGGACUGGUUUCUGGGGUUCUCUCCGCUCACGCCCUUUUGCUGGCCAAGAGUGCCGUGGAGCUCAUCGUGCGCAGUCUGUCGCAUCAUCAGAAUCAGUUCAAGACAUUUGAGCCUUGGCUUUUGGUUUUGGCUUUCCUGUUCUUGUCGCUGUCACAGCUCUACUACCUACAUCAUGGACUAAAGCUCAUAUCGACGAGCAUUCUCUAUCCCUUUGUAUUUUGCAUCUACAACAUUGUUGCCAUCCUGGAUGGUCUGAUUUACUUCCAGCAGAUGGAUCGCCUACCUCCCUUGCAUGCAGGUCUCAUUGCUCUUGGAACGGUCCUAUUGCUUGCAGGAGUGCUUGCACUAAGCUGGAGAUUCCAGGAUGAGGAGGAUGUGGAGCAUCACAUACUCAAAUCGGAGAUCCCUCAAACAGUACUCGCGCCUGGUAUGGGUUUCGUUGGCGAUCCAGAUACAGAUACCAACGACUCAACUUCGGCAUAUUCCGACGACGAGCUUGACGAAGAGGCGGACGAGCGUACUGGUUUGAUUCGGAAAUCCGUACAACGAAGCAGUUCUUCGACGACACCGCACAAAGCUGCUCAUGUUCAUCACACUCACAACAAGCGUAGACAUCGAGCAGCGACGCUCAAAGAAGUGAAGGCGAUCUGGGAAUCAAUCGGAGACGCCGCCGAGCAAUACGGUACAUUCGAGCGGCCCACAUCAUCCACAUCCCACCCCGCAAAGCUCCCCACAGCCGUCCAACAGCGUCACCGGCGGCGUCGUCGAUCUAGUGCGGGCAAAUCUCUAAAUGUAGACAUUGCGAGCAAUGUUGAUGACCCGAUGUCCCUAGAGCGGGGCACUGGGCUAUCGCGAUCCAACACUAUGCCCGCACAAAUCAACACUCAUAGAUCGCGUAGCAGGAGGAAGAGCUCCUAUCAUGGCAGCGCGCUGUUCUCGGAUUUGUUCAAGGGUGGUUGGUGGCGGAAGAAUCGUGAUGAGAAUGACGACGAUGAACAGCGGCCUCUAAAUGCACACGACAGAGAUGCAACGAUGUGA